AGUUCUCGAAGAGAAUAAUAUUCUGAAACGAUUUUUAUCAGUACGUUCGCGUGAAAUUAUUGCUAUUCGGAGACGAAAUCGUGUGUACCUUACCUAUACCUACUUUCAUUUUUUCCCUUCAUUACCUAAUUUAAAAUUAUUUGUAAGCUCGUAAUUUCGCGUUUUUGUUCGUUUUUAAAAUUUUUUAUUAGUGUAAAAUUAUUAGUAGGUUUGUGUGUUUCAAGUGUAAAUUUCGUGUGUCGUAUUUUCAAUUUUUUUACGUGUCGUGGAGAUAAUACAAGUUGCAUAAAAAUGAAUUUUCAAUCACUCGAAGGAUGCAAGCAGAGAAUUCGGAGAAACCAACCAACCGGAACUUUGAUGUUGGCGUUGAACACCCGGGAAGAGAACUUUCGAAAAGCCUCAGUUCGUGUGGCAAAGUCUCGUAUAAAGCUACACGAGACCAAAACCAAACUACAGAAAGCUAUCGCCGAAUACAAGAAACUUGAACGAGAGGUGAACCAACAGAAAGCACAGUGUGAAAGAUCUGUGCAACAGACCGAGGCAGCAAUAGAGGAAUCGCUCAAUCCUAGCUACGAUAAAUCGGAUGGCGAUGAAGUAAUUCUCUGGAAUUGUUCGACGUUUUUGGUGCGUCCGGCCAAGAAACUAAUCGAACACAUCGAUGAAGAAUUGUCUGAAAUGAAAUUGAUUGAUUCCAGUGCGGAAAAUCUGAAAAAGGAACACCUCAAUAGUGUUACCCCGGUGCCCUUCAGCGUAAUCAUCUCAAACAUCGAUUUAUCUGGCAGCAUUCAACGGUGCGGAGUAGCCAAACUCAACAACACCAAAAAAUGCUGCAUUUGCAUGAAGAAUGAAAUAAAUUCAAUCUUUUACACCUGCAAGCACGAAUGCUGUUGCAUCGACUGCGCCACCAACUUCGCUAAAAAUGGUCGAAUGAAGUGCCCAAUAUGCCAGUGUUUUUCCAGAAGAGUAGUCAAAACAUAUGUAAUGUAAAAUAUUUUUUAUGUAGAUAAUUGUUCUUCUUUUUUUUUAUGUUUUUAUUACUUCUAAGUUAGAUUUAAGUUAAUUAUUAAGUGAAUCGUAUUUGUAAUCAUGUACAUAUUUAUAGUAGUUUUCUUGUUUUUCAUUUCGUUUCUUU
Planococcus citri (citrus mealybug) is the source of this 1132-nucleotide messenger RNA. RefSeq lists its product as uncharacterized. NCBI's taxonomy places the organism in Eukaryota, Metazoa, Arthropoda, Insecta, Hemiptera, Pseudococcidae. The transcript has 5 exons. Bases 292 to 987 code for a protein of 231 amino acids. The record is from RefSeq and is a predicted model, not a curated record.